This is a messenger RNA of Nothobranchius furzeri (turquoise killifish), 1509 nucleotides long. The record is from RefSeq and is a predicted model, not a curated record. Lineage: Eukaryota; Metazoa; Chordata; Actinopteri; Cyprinodontiformes; Nothobranchiidae.
GCACACGCCGCUGACAAUCAUGGCGGCAACGAUCAGCUCAAGGUUUACUUCCGUUUCCAGAAAAGUUGGGAAUGCUCUGUUUACGUCUGUUUUUAUCGCCCGAGCGGCCACCUUCAGCCACAACAUGGACACGGACAGACCCACCAAGCUGGAGUUUGCAGUGCAGAUGACCUGUGAGAGCUGUGCUCAGCAAGUCAGAACUGCUUUAGAGGAGAAACCAGCACGUCCACACCCUGGGAGACCUCACACAGGACUGCCUCAGUUGUGGAGAACACUACAACCCAUUUGGAAAACAGCAUGGAGGUCCGGGUGACGAUGAAAGGCAUGUAGGAGACCUGGGAAAUAUAGUGGCAGGACCAGACGGACGGGCUUCCUUUAGAUUAGAGGACCGUCAGCUUAAGGUUUGGGACGUUAUCGGUCGAUCUCUGGUAGUGGACUCUGGGGAGGACGACCUGGGCCGGGGAGGCCACCCUUCAUCCAGAGAGACGGGAAACUCCGGCGAAAGGUGCGUGUGUGAGAUAACGAUUCAGUCUUAAUGUUGGCCUGUGGGAUCAUCGCCAGGUCAGCUGGCCUUUUCCAAAACUCCAAAAAGAUCUGCGCCUGUGAUGGCGUCACGCUGUGGGAGGAGAGGGACCGGCCGAUAGCGGGGACAGGCCGGAGCAAGGUCGACCGCGAGACGCCGGCAGCACACCUCUGAGUCUCAGACGCAUCGGGUCGUCCCGUGUGGUUGGACGGGUCCGAGCUAAAGGAGAAACGCUGAUGUCCCAGACAACUGGACUUUAAUGUCAUCUUUGUGAUUAAAUAUUUAACGACCUUGCAUUAAGUGCCUUCAAGAAAAAGCACUAAAGGGCACUUUUUGAUUUACCAUUGAUAAUUGGUCGUUUAAAUAGUAAAGCUGUUGUAUAAAAUCAGUCCACAGCUAAAGUUUAUUCCAGGUCACAUGUUUAAUAGUUACUCAUCAUAAGAGCUAACAGAGCUACACUGAGUUUACAGUUUAGCAGUAAUCUGAGAGAUUUUAGUCAUUAAGAACACAGUUUGAGAGGAACCAAAUCAGUCUAAAAUGUUUGGAUUUAAACCUUCAGAGCCUUGCAUUUGCAUCUACCACAGUAUGUGAAUUCCUUUUAUUGGAGAAAUCCUGAACAAAACCAACUUUGUAAAUGUGGCUCGCAUCAAAAGUACGAUGAGCAGAAGAGUCAGAUUUCAUCCCGGACCUAAGGACGACAGCAUGAAUGAGAGAUUUAUUUGUAGUUUUUUGGUGAAAUUGUGAGAUUUAGAAUGGCUGCUGCGGCGGACUCGACAGGGUGUUUUGUUUUUUACACAUUCCCAUAUUUUGAUCUUGUGAAGCUUUAAAACCGUUUCCCUUCAGACUGAAUGUAACUUGAUGGCUUGAAGUUAACUAUUGAUUGUGAACAUUUUUAUCGAAAGUAAUGAUGCCCUCUCAGUUAUGAAUGUGUGAUGUGUUGUGUGUGCACUUAUUUUUUGGGAAUAAAUUAUUUGUUAUUGAUUGAA